CCAUUACUUCCCUUAUUAUCAGUUUCAACUUAUUUUUUUCAUUAGCAUACCCGGAGUAUGUAAAUUAAUACAGUAAAGAAUCCCAAAUGCUUUUUCUUUUUUUUUAAAGCAGCUUUUGGGGAAGUCAAAAGUUAUUUAUUUUCUCAUAUAAAGGAAGAAGAAAUGAUGACUGCUCGAGAAGAAAAGUGAAAAGUGGUGAGUGUUAUACAGAAAACAGAGCUAAGAAAGAAAACAAAUGUUGGUGGUUUUACCGUUUAGUAAAAACCUCCUAUAUGCCAGACUCUGUGCUAAGCACCGGGGGAUACGAAGAAAAGGCAAAAGACAGGUUCUUGGCUAAUGGCGCUCACAGUUUAAUGGGGGAGAUGAUAUGCAAACAAUUUUAUACUGAUUUGGGCACACUGAAAAAGGAUUACCUACAUAUAACUUUAAUGCACAGAAGGGUUGGUUGUGACCAGACUAGUUUCAAAUAAUGUUGAAUUCUGGAGUCAGGAGAAGACCUUGGUUUGAAUCUUACUUGAGCCCUUAAACAGCUGGUAACUAUGAGUAUCAUGUUCAACAAUAAAUAAGAUGGCUACCCAAAAUAAUCAAAAUCAUUCUGUUUCUACUAACUUACAACCAGAAGAAUACAAGAUUGCAGCACUGGUAUUCUAUAGCUGUAUCUUCAUAAUUGGAUUAUUUGUUAAUGUGACUGCUCUAUGGGUCUUCAGUUGCAGCACCAAGAAGAGAACAACUGUAACUAUCUACAUGAUGAAUGUAGCAUUAUUAGACAUAAUCUUUAUAUUGUGCUUACCUUUCCGUAUGGUUUAUUAUGGAAAAGGUAAAUGGAUCUUUGGGGAAACUUUCUGUCACAUUCUUGGAGCUCUCACAAUGUUUUAUCCAAGUAUUGCCCUUUGGCUUCUUGCUUUUAUUAGUGCCGACAGAUACAUGGCUAUUUUGCAGCCUAAAUAUACCAAGGAACUUAAGAACACAAGCAAAGCAGUGCUAGCUUGUGCUGGAAUUUGGAUAAUGACUCUUGCAACCACUACCCCUCUGUUAUUUUUAAAUGAAGAUCCAGAUAAAGACACAAACCCUGCCAGCUGCCUGAAAAUUUUUGACAUAAUCCACUUGAAAGCAAUUAAUAUGCUGAACUUCACUCGUCUGAUUUUUUUUUUCUUGAUUCCUCUUUUCAUCAUGAUUGGAUGCUAUUCAUUCAUUAUUAAUAGUCUCCUUCGUGGCCGGACUUCUAAGCUGAAACCGAAGGUCAAGGAAAAGUCCAUAAGAAUAAUUCUUACUCUCAUUGUACAAGUGCUUGUCUGCUUCGUUCCCUUUCAUAUUUGUUUUGCUUUUCUAAUGCUGCAACGUGAGGAAAACAGCUAUAACCCAUGGAGCACCUUUACCACUUUCCUCAUGAAUCUCAGCACAUGUUUGGAUGUUAUACUCUAUUACAUUGUCUCAAAACAAUUUCAAGCUAGAGUCAUCAGUGUCAUGCUAUAUCGAAAUUAUCUUCGAAGCGUGCGCAGGAAGAGUUUUCGGUCAGGCAGCUUACGGUCACUAAGCAAUAUAAACAGUGAAAUGAUAUGAUCGGUCCUUUUUAAAAAUCAAGUAUUAAAGAAUUUCUUUUUGUUACUAGCAUGGUCAAAUGGUACGUUAAAUAUACUAUAAAAUGACACUGUAAUAAACCCUCCAUUUAUAACAUAUUUUAGGAAUGUUUUAUACUGUACUCAUUAUAGGAUAAAGAAAAAAUAUCCUUAGCUAUUUUAGUAAC
Molecule: messenger RNA, 1744 nt
Organism: Phascolarctos cinereus (koala)
Lineage: Eukaryota; Metazoa; Chordata; Mammalia; Diprotodontia; Phascolarctidae
Gene: GPR18
Product: G protein-coupled receptor 18
Biological process (GO): phospholipase C-activating G protein-coupled receptor signaling pathway; positive regulation of Rho protein signal transduction
Cellular component (GO): plasma membrane
Molecular function (GO): G protein-coupled receptor activity
Source: RefSeq, a predicted model, not a curated record